AAAAAAUGGGGCACAUUACAUCAAAGGAGGAGAGCUGAUAGGGCAGAAUGUGGCCUGUACUUUCAUAGUAAUCUAUAUGGAAAUUCAGGGCAACUUGCACUAGGGAUUUUUAAUGUCAUUGCAAUACCAGGCUCACUUUCAUGUCACAUGCUACACCCCAAACUGAACUUCUCAUUCUGUGGCUGCCAUUAUGCUCAUAUUUCCUCAAACCGGGCAAAUGAUGCCUUUACAUGUUGUUUUUAUAUUUACUUUUAUAGUACAUAUUUCAGCAUGCGCUAAACUUGCAGUACUGUUCUGAGGGGGACAAUAAUUGUUUCAGUGGGGAGAUGGACUGGGGAUGGGAGUAGUACUGCAGCGAGGAAGUGUUUGCUGGUGCACGAGAGCAGAGGUGACUAACACAACGUUUUCACAUUGCUUCCAAUGCUGGGUGAGGAAGGCUGCCUGUAGCUCUGCUGAAUAUGGACAGCUUUGCAAAACAGCAAGUCUGAAGAAGAGAUAAGCCUGAAAGUUGUUUUCGCAUUGCCCCGCCAUCCCCCACAAUGGCUCUUCUCCUUGCCCAGUAAACUAGAGAAUAGAUGCAACACAGCUUCCCCCACUGCUGCUCUGCACUUCAACAGAAUAAAGUUUGAAUCCUUUUCAGUCUUUUACUUUGUCACUAUUUUCUUCUACAUGUCUAGUCAAAAGAGAAUCUUAAUAAAGUGGUUUAGAGAGUUCUUCCGCCACUUCCUUUAUUACUCUAGGAUGGAGUUCAUCAGGUGCUGGAGCUUCAAAUACAUUAAGCUCUUCAAGGUGCAUUCAGAUGCUCUUUGGCCAUUUGUCUGUUGAUCCUCAUUCCAGACCUGGAAAAACAGAAGCAAUGAAAUUUCUUCUGGGGAUGGAAGAGGGCAACUUCUAGCAAAUGUGAAACUGAAAUCUGAGCAUAAUUGGCACUACCAUGUUCUUUAAAAUAACAAAACACAAACCACUCAUUGUUGCUGCAAAUACUUGCCAGUCUGGUUCUAAUAGUAUCAAAGGAUGUUCAGUCUCUUCCACUCCACGCUCAGUCAAGGAAUAUGAAUAAACUACUUGGCUAUGGGCUACCCAAAGAGGGAGUAAGGUAGUGAUUUGCCUCAGGCCUCCACAAAGCAAGCCCUCUCCCUUGUUUCAGCUCCUGAGUGUAUUAUUGUACUUUUCUUGGUCCCACUACAUAAUUGCUUACUGUAUAGUCACCUAUGCAUGGAUUUUUUAGAGGGGGCAGAAACAGAGAACCCCACAUCACACAUGCCCCAGGUUCUGUAAAUCCCCCUGGCACCCCUACCAACUGAACUCAGAGGCAGAACUGCUUUCUUCCUCCUCCACCAGUACCCAGAUAAGUGAAAUUUUCAUUUAUUUCAAAGGCUUGAAGGUUGCUAACAACAAUAAAAUAUCUUUAAAGUCCAACACAUCUCAAAAACAAUAGCAAUGAAAGCAACAAUGAAAAGGCACCCAAUACAAUUUUUAAAAACAUAACCAAAAGCCUUCCUAAAAAAGAAAGAGGAAUGCUUCUCUUGAGCAGGAACGUCAAAGCCAGGAUGUUGCCAAUGGAAAGGUUCUUUACUACCAGAUGUAUUUCAGGAGCUGUUAAUGCAACAGGUAACCCCUCUCAUAUUGUUUCUGCAAUGUAGAACAGUCUUUCCAACAUAUUCACAGGAGAAAAUGGGAACACUGUUGUAUUUGUGACAUCCCUCUUCCCAAAUCAGUUAUUCCCUGGCCAUCCUUCCUUCAUGAAUCAUCUGCUCUAUUUGCUGUAGUAAAUGUUACUAAUUUGCUCUAGAGUAGUUUCCUGAAACAGCUUCUGAAGCAGGCCAGUUAGUAAACUGAUUACAACAGCAUCGUUCCCCGCCAUCGUCAAAGAAAUCUAAGGAUUUGUGAUGGAUCUAGUUGUGCUUAUUAUGGAACAGCUGCAACUCAAAUGCAGAUGUUGCCACCUGCAUUUGAGUUUCUGCUGUUCCAUAAUCCAGCAACAUUUGCUGUCUGGAUGGUAGUCUGUGAUAGGUCCACAGAAAGGAAAUUAGACCAUCUACAAAGUUUAUCAUAGAAUAUCAUGCAUUUAUUGCAUGUUUACCAAAAAAGCCUCAACUCUUUACAGCAUAGUUCCCGAAUGAAGUUUUCCUUCAAUUACAAGCUGCAAAGCACGGGAACACAAAGUUCUGCAAAUCCUGAGGUUAGCUGCCAGCCAUAUCCUGUUUAUUUUACUUUCUGUGGUGCAUAGGAGGUGUGAACAAAGUCAAUGCCUAUGAAUAUAUGAAAGCUGUUGACAUACUUUGUGUUUCCCAUGGUUAUUAGGUCAGCGUGCCAUCUAUAUUUGUGAAGUUUUUUUUUAAUUGCUCAGUGCAUUACUGCAACAGCAGGGCUUGUAUUUGAUCUGCAGUAGUUGUUUCACACCUGCAGUUCAUCACUUGAUACUGAAGUGAUCAACAUACAACAUACUGUGCACCACAAAACCGAAGAAGCAUCUGCUUUGUUAUAUCUUCUUGGGAAAUGUCCAUUUACUUUCCACAAGGCCCCCAUGUCCUAUAGGUCAUCAUUUUAGUUUUGUAAAUCAACACUAGCUAAACAGCAUCUCGGUUCAAAAGCUAAAAGAUCAAAGAGGACUGUGUGCAAUAAAGAGUAGGCAAGAAAAGAAAAGGUUACAGCAAUAGUAAAAUGUGCAAAAAUAUCAUUUGGGAACUAUAAACAUGACAGACUAUUCUAGACAUGACAUUUAGUGUGCACGGAUGAUUUUAUACAGUAUUUUGCAUGUGUUUCACAUGAUAUUAUCUUUCUCCAGUUCUUUGCAGCCAUGUCCACAGCUUUAUAUUGAAGAAAAUUUGGUGUUAUCCAUGAAUAAUGGGAAACCCUCAGUUUUCCAAACGGGAAGGAUGUUAGGGAGGUUGCUGCUUGCAUUUGCCUGGGUUACUGUUGCAUAUUCUGAACUUUGCAAACCAGAUGCACAGAAUGCUUUCAAAGUGCGGCUUAGUAUCAAAACAGCUCUAGGAGACAAUGCAUAUAGCUGGGAUGCUACUGAAGAAUAUCUAUUUAAAGCAAUGGUGGCUUUUGCCAUGAGAAGAUAUUCCAAACAAGAAACCAUUCAAAGUUCCAAUGUAUUGCUUUGCAAUAAAACAGAUCGGGUAUCAUUUUGGUUCGUGGUCACUAAUUCAUCCACCAAAGCUACAACUUUUCCCAGGAGUGAUGUGGAAGCAGCCAUAAGGAUGAACCGAAACCGAAUCAACAGUGCUUUUUUACUCAGUGAUGACACACUGCAGUUCCUGAAAGUCUCGUCAACUUUAGCUCCAUCAGCUGAACAGUCUUUACCAAACUGGUUGAUUGCAUUUGGUGUUGUUCUUUGCAUCACUUUGGUUGGAAUUCUUUUCCUUAUAGUAUCUGGAAUCCGUCAGCAGAAAAGAGAUAAUAAGAAGAUUGAAGAAAGAGAAGCUCUAGGACAGAAAUGUGAUACAGCCAUAACAAUGGAAAAUGGAAUUCCCUGUGAUUCCUUAGGUAUAAAAGCUGGCCAGAUAAAUGGAGUCUACACAGCAGCAGAUGAUGAACGGUUCACUCCCUUGUGAACUGUCACUGUUUCUCUCCAUCCCUUUGAGAGACUCUGCCCCCAUUUUAUGUAGCUAUUCAUGCUAAUUAUCAAGCAAGUGAAGAAC
This is a messenger RNA of Varanus komodoensis (Komodo dragon), 3650 nucleotides long. RefSeq names its product collectrin, amino acid transport regulator (gene CLTRN). The transcript has 7 exons. Bases 2736 to 3563 code for a protein of 275 amino acids. The record is from RefSeq and is a predicted model, not a curated record. Lineage: Eukaryota; Metazoa; Chordata; Lepidosauria; Squamata; Varanidae.